AUGGUCGCGAAAGCGAAUGAAGACUUGUUGAAAGAGAGAAAAAAAUGUGAUUUCAAUGUUCUUGAGUUGACUAAUUACUUAGAUGGAGGACGAAAAGCAACGGAAGAUAGGAGAAAGUUGGAGGUGAAAGUGUUAAAAACAAAAGGGCUACAAGAUGACAUACCUGAAGAAUAUCUAAGCCACAAAGAGAAGUAUGAAAACGCGAUCCGCAAAGCUGUUACGUAUUACCGAGUUAUAAAAGAGACUGCUGAUCCAAACCAGAGUGAUGAAGAGAGAGCUAUGUCCAGUUAUCGCAGCUUACUCCCAAAUGCGGUCUUCAAAGACAUGAGCCCUUUUAGACUGCACUAUAGCAUGUUCAUGCCAGCUAUAAUCGGGCAGGCUGACGAGGAGCAGAAAAAGUAUUGGCUAAAGAGGGCGGUGAAUUUCGAGAUUAUUGGAACUUACGCUCAGACGGAGCUCGGUCACGGCACUUUCAUACGUGGUUUAGAAACGAGAGCCACUUAUGAUCCUAAAACAGAAGAAUUUGUACUCCACAGUCCUACUCUUACUUCUUAUAAAUGGUGGCCUGGUAGCUUGGCUCAUACAGCAAACUACUGCGUGGUGAUGGCACACCUCUAUAUAAAAGGAAAGAGUUGUGGUAUUCAGCCUUUCAUGGUUCAGCUCAGAGACGAAGAAACUCACCUCCCCCUUCCAGGUAUCAAACUUGGAGAAAUUGGUGCCAAACUUGGUUUUAAUACUGUCAAUAAUGGAUUUCUGGGUUUUGAACAUCAUAGGAUAAAACGAGACAGAAUGUUGAUGAAGAAUAGCCAGGUUUUAAAGGACGGUACGUUUAUAAAAUCUCCAAACAACAAGCUGGCUUACGGCACCAUGGUGUACGUGAGAGUAAUUAUUGUUUAUGGCAUGUCAAACCAAUUGGCUAGAUCGGCCACCAUUGCAGUUAGAUACUCCGCGGUUAGAAGACAAUCCCCACUGAAACCUGAUGAACCAGAACCCCAGAUACUGGACUACGUAACCCAGCAACACAAGCUGUUCAUCGCUAUAGCAUCUAGUCACGCGAUCCGUUUAAUUGCACAGUGGUUGUGGGACUUGUAUACGAAAGUUAACAACGAUCUAAAAAUUGGAAACGCGAGUGAUUUACCUGAGUUGCAUGCCUUAGCGUGUUGCCUAAAAGCUGUUACAACAGCAGAUACUGCAACCAUGGUGGAACGAUGUCGCAUGUCUUGCGGGGGUCACGGCUACAUGCUAUCAUCGAACCUGCCUCAGAUAUAUGGAAUGGUCACUGCAGCCUGCACCUACGAGGGAGAAAACACCGUGCUUAUGCUGCAGACUGCUAGAUCACUAGUAAAAGCAUGGGAUUGGGCCGCUACAGGCAUGCCUUUAGGCCCAACCAUGUCAUAUUUAAAGGACAAAAAUACAGGUCUAGAGCGUUGGGAAAACACAAUCGACGGAAUAAUAAGAGGCUUUCGAAAAGUUGCUGUGGGAAAAAUAUCAUCAGCUGUCUCCAGUCUGAAGAAAUAUACAAAACGAGGCUUGUCUCCAGAAGAUGCAUGGAAUAUGUCAUCUGUUCAACUUGUCUCAGCUGCAGAGGCUCAUUGCCGUGCUGUCAUUCUAUCAACUUACAAGUCUGAGGUAGAAAAGACUACAACUUCGUUAUCGGAACCUUUGAGGAGAGUACUUCAUCAGUUGGUGGAACUCUAUUGCAUAUACUGGGCACUGGAGAAACUAGGAGAUUUGUUACUGUUCACGUCAAUAUCCGAACGAGACGUGCAGCAGUUGCAAAGCACUUAUGAAGGAUUACUGGGGAAGAUCAGACCAAAUGCUGUAGGUCUAGUGGAUGCCUUCGACUUUAGAGAUGAGAUUCUAAACUCGACUCUCGGAGUUUCUGACGGUCGUGUCUACGAGCGUCUCAUGGAAGAAGCCCUAAAGAGCCCUUUGAACGCUGAACCAUUCACGUCAAUAUCCGAACGAGACGUGCAGCAGUUGCAAAGCACUUAUGAAGGAUUACUGGGGAAGAUCAGACCAAAUGCUGUAGGUCUAGUGGAUGCCUUCGACUUCAGAGAUGAGAUUCUAAACUCGACUCUCGGAGUUUCUGACGGUCGUGUCUACGAGCGUCUCAUGGAAGAAGCCCUAAAGAGCCCUUUGAACGCUGAACCAGUUAACCAAAGCUUUCACAAAUAUCUUAAGCCCUUCAUGCAGGGAAAACUAUAA
Molecule: messenger RNA, 2208 nt
Organism: Arctia plantaginis
Lineage: Eukaryota; Metazoa; Arthropoda; Insecta; Lepidoptera; Erebidae
Source: the annotation of a GenBank genome assembly